GUUUGUGUGUUAUGUGAUUGCAGCCUUGUUCUUUCUUCAUCUCGCCAUUCUCUGCAACAAAAACAGAGAAAAAUAUAAUAAAAACACAGAAAAUGAUAAUAAAGCUUCCUGAUCCAAUGGGGUCUCUGAAUGUGGAGAAGAAAUGGGUGUUUCCUCUCGCCAUCGCCUCCGUCCUCUGCUUCGUCCUCCUCCUCGCGAUGGUUUCCUCUGACCCCAAAACCCCCUCCUCCUCCAUCUUCUCCAUUUUCCCCUCCCGCGUCUCCACCGCAGAAACCAACACCACCAACGAACACCAAUCCCCGCCGCCGCCAGCGCCACCAGCAUUGCCACGUUUUGCGUACCUGAUAUCGGCGUCCAAGGGGGACUUGGAGAAGCUGUGGAGGGUGUUGCAUGCACUGUACCACCCGAGAAAUUACUAUAUUGUCCAUCUGGACCUGGAGGCAUCUGUGGAGGAGAGGCUGGAGCUUGCACACAGGGUGGAGAAGGAGCCCAUCUUCUUGGAGGUCAAAAAUGUCCAUAUGAUAACCAAGGCUAAUAUGGUCACUUACAGAGGACCAACUAUGGUCAGUAAUACCCUCCAUGCAAGUGCUGUUCUUCUCAAGAGGUUUAAGGAUUGGGACUGGUUUAUCAAUCUCAGUGCUUCUGAUUAUCCCCUUGUCACUCAAGAUGAUUUGCUAGAUGUGUUUUCUGGUGUAAAAAGAGAGUACAACUUCAUAGAGCAUACAAGUCAGCUAGGAUGGAAAGCGGUUGGAAGGGGAACACCAUUGAUGAUAGAUCCAGGGCUGUACAAGAACACCAAAUCUGACUUACUUUGGGUCCAACCAAACAGAGGCUUGCCAACAUCCUUUAGACUCUUUACUGGUUCGGCGUGGAUGGUCCAAUCGCGGGCGUUUGUGGAGUACUGCAUCUGGGGGUGGGAGAACCUCCCAAGAACACUACUCAUGUACUACACCAACUUCGUCUCCUCGCCGGAGGGCUACUUCCAGACCGUCAUCUGCAACGCGCCGCAGUUCGUGCCGACCGCGGUCAACCACGACAUGCACUUUAUUUCAUGGGACAACCCCCCGAGGCAACAUCCCCGGACGCUCAACAUGAACGACACAAAGAACAUGAUCGCGAGUGGGGCCGCGUUCGCGCGCAAGUUCAAGCGGGACGACCCGCUCUUGGACAAGAUCGACCGGGUGUUGCUCGGGAGGGGAAACGGGAGCUACACCCCCGGGGGGUGGUGUGCUGGGGACCCUCCGUGUUCCAAGGUCGGGGACCCCACGAAACUUGCACCGGGGCCCGGGGCCGAGAGGCUGCGCCGUCUUGUGACUAGAUUGAUAUUGUUGACAAAGUUUGGGAACCAGCAGUGUAAUUAGAAAGAUUUUUUUUUUGUGACUACAUCCAAAGGAUUUUGGAUGUGGGAAAAAGAAUAAAUUUUUUUGUAGCAUAGUGUAAAAACAUACAAAAGUUACUUUUUUUUUACUUGUUUGAUGAAUCUAUACACCUUACAUUCAUUCUUUCCCAACAACCUAAUCAAAUCCCACGAAAAGAAGAAUCUCGGAAAAGGAUAUAAGUGUCCGUGAACACACAAAGUUCAUAGACGGUUGUCAUAUCUGGUGUCAAAGCUGGUGCUAAAGUCACUACACCUCUCAUCUUACCUUUCAUCCCAACCUUCGGGUGUAUGUAGAUGUCUGUGAGAAGGUCGGGUGAGAAAUGGGAUGCCCGUAGCAUGGUCCAUGCCAAAUGGGCAGCUUGUCCGAGCCGUGUACUGUGUUUUAAUGUCUUUUUUUUCUCUACAUGCCAAAAAAGGCUUUUACUUUUGACCUCU
Cuscuta campestris is the source of this 1813-nucleotide messenger RNA. Lineage: Eukaryota; Viridiplantae; Streptophyta; Magnoliopsida; Solanales; Convolvulaceae. The record is from the annotation of a GenBank genome assembly.